Nematocida minor is the source of this 237-nucleotide messenger RNA. RefSeq lists its product as uncharacterized. The record is from RefSeq and is a predicted model, not a curated record. Bases 1 to 237 code for a protein of 78 amino acids. The transcript has a single exon. Lineage: Eukaryota; Fungi; Microsporidia.
AUGGAAAAGAAAAUAAGAGUCAAAGAGCAGUCGAUAGAAAGACUGAAAAAAGAUGUUAAGUCGUACGAAGAGGAAAUGUCGCAGCUGGAGAAAGAAAAACAGAGCGCAGAAGGAAAGGAAGACAACUACUACGUGCUAAGAAUGAUAGAGCAGAGAAGAGAAGAAACAGAAAAGGCGCUGGAGAGCACAAAGGCCAUUCUUGCAAAGACCGAGCAGGAGCUGGAAAGCAUCAAAUAA